AUAUCUUUUAUAUUUCUUAGUCAAUGCCUUACUACAGUACGCUGAUAGAGAUGACUAUGUGCAUAGCGGUUCCUUUCAGGAGGCCAUCAAACCAGUGCUCAUCAUAGCUCAGAUAUUUGCUCUGAUGCCCGUGCGUGGCGUCAGCUCCAAGUACGCCGAAGAUCUGAGCUUCAGCUGGCUUAGCUUUCGCUCCUGCUACUCGCUGGUGGUCAGCAUAUUGUUUUUGAUUAGCUCUGGCUACAUGGCCGCCUUUGUGAUGCAUGUGAAUUUUGACUUUGACUCGGUGGAAACUCUGGUCUUCUAUGGCUCGAUCUUUGCAAUCUCGGUGGCCUUCUUUCAACUGGCAAUCAAGUGGCCAGCUGUAGUGAUUGAGUGGCAAAUGGUGGAGUCCCAGCUGCCGGCUCUGCGAACCGAAAAAGAACGUGGCGCCUUGGCUCAUCACAUUAAAAUGAUUGUAAUAAUUGCCAUGGGUUGUUCGUUGGUAGAGCACUUGCUGAGCAUGCUGUCCAGCAUCUAUUAUGUCAACGCUUGUCCUGUGCUGCCCAAUCGACCCAUUGACAGCUAUUUGCUCAUAGUCUUUAGCAUGUUUUAUCACUUUGUGGAGUACUCUACUACUUUGGGUGUGCUGGGCAAGAUUGUCAAUGUGUUGGCCACAUUCGCUUGGAGUUUCAAUGACAUCUUUGUCAUGGCUGUCAGUGUUUCUCUGCGUCAACUCAACGAUUAUAUGCUACGUGAAGCUAGAAUGCCCACUAGCGCUGACUACUGGAUACAGUGUCGCAUUAAUUUUCGCAAUCUCUGCAAACUUUGCAAUGUUGUCGAUGAUGCUAUUUCAGUCAUAACUCUGCUCUGCUUCAGCAACAAUUUGUACUUUAUCUGUGGCAAGAUAUUGAAGAGUUUGCAGAAGAAACCUUCUGCUUCUCAUACCGCUUACUUUUGGUUCUCCUUGGGAUAUUUGCUUAUACGCACUUUGAUACUCUCGCUUUACAGCGCCAGCAUUAAUGAUGAAUCUAAGCGACCUUUGCUCAUCUUUCGACUGGUGCCCAGACAAUACUGGACAUCAGAGCUCAAGCGCUUUUCGGAGGAAGUGCACAUGGAUCAGGUGGCUUUAACGGGCAUGAAGUUCUUUCGGCUAACUCGAGGAGUUGUCAUAUCGGUGGCUGGCACAAUUGUCACCUACGAACUGAUUUUGCUGCAGUUCAACAAAGCGGACAAAGUUAAUGAUUGCUAUGAACACUGA
This is a messenger RNA of Drosophila albomicans, 1237 nucleotides long. Its product is annotated as gustatory receptor for sugar taste 64e. Gene Ontology annotation, biological process: detection of chemical stimulus involved in sensory perception of taste; sensory perception of sweet taste. Lineage: Eukaryota; Metazoa; Arthropoda; Insecta; Diptera; Drosophilidae. Gene Ontology annotation, cellular component: membrane. Gene Ontology annotation, molecular function: sweet taste receptor activity. The record is from RefSeq and is a predicted model, not a curated record.